AUGUACUCGGCAACAUCACACUUGAAAGCCUCUGGUACUAGCAACCAUCAUCAAUCACAGCAGCAGUUGCCUGCAGUUAAUUCUCAUGAAUCUCUGCUAGAUGGUCAGCAACAGCAGCAGCAGCAAGAUGAUGAAGAACUGGAUGAUUUGAAGGAAGAAGAUAACAAUGUUACUACUAGUGGAGGUGGUGAUGGUGAUAAUAGUGAUAAAAAAGGAAAUAGUGAAGGUGGAGGCAGUGGAGGGGCUGGUGGUAGCGCUGGAACCACAGAAAGAAGUGGAGGCAGCUCUGGGCUCAGUUUGAAAGAGAGAGAAAGUAUUUACGAGUGGUCAUAUGAUGAGCCUGAAGAGAGCAACCAGCCCUACAAAACCAAAUACCAGCUGUUCUCACACCUGCGCCGCAGCAAUGUCGACCGCCCAUACAAGUGCUUGCACUGUGAAAAGUGCUUUGCUACCACGUCGCAUCUCAAGUCCCACUUGCGCACGCACACUGGAGAGAAACCGCACCGUUGCCACAAGUGUCCACGUGCUUUCUCAGAGCAGUCGUCAUUGAAGCGCCACCUGCGCUUGCACAGUGGAGAACGUCCUUACGUAUGUGUCUACUGUUCGGAGGCUUUCUAUAACCAAACCUCGCUCAAGAAUCACCUUGCAAAGCAUACAGGGGAUAAACCAUAUAAGUGUGUCCGAUGCCAAAAAUCAUUUAUCCAUGCAUCUCAUCUCAAAUCACAUUUGCGCACCCACACUGGUGAGAAGCCUUUUGUGUGUAUUGAAUGCAACAGGUCAUUCUCGGAGCGAACCUCUCUACGUCGACACAUGCGUAUCCACACUGAUGAAAAGCCUUACGCCUGUGCAGAGUGUGGUAAAGCAUUCCACAACCAGUCCUCCCUCAAGUACCAUAUCACUAGUCACAAUUCAUCCAAAAAUACUCAAGAUGGAACGUCUACUGGCAAUGGAGUUGCUGAUGAAGGAGAAGCAGGAGAUGGCCAUGCUGGAAACAAAUCUCAAAAGUCAGCUAAUUCACUUCCUAAUGCUGCUGGUUCAACUGCAUCAAAGAAAGGUGCAUUUAAGUGUAGUGAGUGCAAUAAAACUUUCCCCACUGAAGCCACACUGAAAAGACACUCUACGCUGCAUUCAGGGGAACGCCCUUUCAAAUGCACUCAGUGUGGCAAGGGUUUUUUCCGUCAGGUAGGAUUACAACAGCAUGUGCGAACCCAUACUGGGGAGAAGCCAUAUCUUUGCGUGCAUUGUAGCAAAAAAUUCUCUCAACAUUCUGGUCUCAAGCGGCAUCUACGCAUACACACAGGUGUUCGGCCGCAUCAGUGUUCACUUUGUGAAAAGGCAUUCUGUGAACUUUCGUCCCUUAAGAAUCAUGUAGCCACAACUCAUUCUGCUAGUGGCUCAGAACAGCCACAAGAAUUAUGGCACUGCACUUAUUGUACAGAUAGUUUCCAAGAAGAGAUUGCUCUUCAACGUCACAUGAACUCGGUUCACACUGCUGUUGAAAAUGCACUAAAAGAAGAAAACAUGGAAGUCGUAUCCAAACCACAAAAAGUACCAGAGAGUCCAGGGUUAAUUCAGACCUUUAAGUGUAACCACUGUUCCAAGAUUUUCACGCAAGCUCCUCUCCUACGUGACCAUAUUGCUGACGUCCAUGCAAAAAGCACUCCAACUGGAGCCAACAGCGCGCUGCAGGCAAAUCCUAAAGUAUCAUGCACUUGUGUCCAUUGUGGCAAGGCAUUUAGUCAUCGCACAUCGUUGCAGCGGCAUGUCCGCACUCACACUGGGGAAAAUCUGCAUCAAGUGUUAACAUUUGUGUCACCUGGUAAAGGGGAAUAUUUUGCACCGACAGAUGCUCUUUCCGCUGCUGCAGUUGCUGCUGAAGAUGCAGCAAACAAUGUCUCAUCUAUCAACAAUGAUAACAAUGAUGAUGAUGACGAUGAUGAUGACGACGACGACGAUGAUGAUGAUGACGACGAGGAGGAUGAUGAUGAUGACAACGAUGACGAUGAUGACGAUGAUGAUGAAGAGGAAGAACAAGAACAGGCUGCGUCCAAUGAUACUGUAUCAUCUUCAGCAGCAAUUUUUCGUAACUUAUCUAUCUAUCUAUCUAUCUAUCUAUCUAUCUAUCUAUCUAUCUAUAUAUAUAUAUAUAUAUUGACGUGGAAGUUGGCCAAUGGAACCCCCUCCGAAAAAAACAAGAAGUAUAACGAGGGAAUUUUUAAAAAAAUCUAUCUAUCUAUCUAUCUAUCUAUCUAUCUAUCUAUCUAUCUAUCUAUCUAUCACCAGCGAAAAAUAUCUUGUCGAAAAAUAUUAGUUAAAAAUUAA
Acanthosepion pharaonis is the source of this 2322-nucleotide messenger RNA. NCBI's taxonomy places the organism in Eukaryota, Metazoa, Mollusca, Cephalopoda, Sepiida, Sepiidae. The record is from the annotation of a GenBank genome assembly.